Molecule: messenger RNA, 300 nt
Organism: Pelobates cultripes (western spadefoot toad)
Lineage: Eukaryota; Metazoa; Chordata; Amphibia; Anura; Pelobatidae
Source: the annotation of a GenBank genome assembly
AUGGCCGACCAGCACCUAACCCACGCACAAUGGCGGGGACACAGAGAAGCGCACAAGCGACCUGAAACUCUCCCACGGCUGGAGGCCGCUGGCGAAAUGGCAAACGGAGACACAAACCCCGAGAGAGCACCCACCAGGAAUACACUCCUAACCACGAGGUACUGCUCGCAGGGGAAAGCGACCGAAAAGAAAACUACUUACCCAAACGCUCUCCACCUACACACACAUCCCCGGCUGCACAACUCCCAUCAUGGCGGCGGAGAGGAAGGAGAUCAGUGCCGAGCCUCAAAAUGGCGUUGA